GGUCUCGGGAGGGAGGGGUCUUCUUUUGCCCCCAAAGGACAGCCCUCCUCCCUCCCUCCCUCCCUCCUUCUUGCACCAGGCCCUCACUGUUCUCCUUUUCCUCUGCCCGCAGUACCCAACCUCCCGACGUCCACGUCUUACUCCAAGAAAACGCAGGCCGCCAACGCUGAGAACAAGAGGCCCGAAGAAGAGAGGGAGGCUGGGCGUAGCAAGGCUGGAAGCACCGUCAAAGUGCCCGCCAGCCCCCUGCCCAGCCUGGAGAGGAAGAAAAGCACCCCGAUGCCCUCCACGAACAGCGUUCUCUCGACCAGCACAAAUCGGAGCCGCAAUUCCCCCAUGCUGGACCGCGCCAGCUUGGGCCAGAACUCGAUACAGAACGGCAAAGAUAGGUAAGGAGGAAGAGGAGGAGGAGGUGGGAAGUCAGCCCUGACCACCCCAGAGGUUGCCCCGACCGAGGAAUAAAAGCGUUUGCAUUUUAAACCAGGAAUAAAAGUGUUUCUAUUUAAACCAGGGUUUCAAAGUGUUUCCAUUUUAAACCAGGAACAAAAGUGUUUUUAUUUAAACCAGGGUUUCAAAAUGUUUGCAUUUUAAACCAGGAACAAAAGUGUUUCCAUUUUAAACCAGGAACAAAGGUGUUUCUAUUUUAAACCAGGGUUUUCGACCCUUAGUCACUU
This is a messenger RNA of Pseudonaja textilis, 674 nucleotides long. Lineage: Eukaryota; Metazoa; Chordata; Lepidosauria; Squamata; Elapidae. The record is from RefSeq and is a predicted model, not a curated record.